AUGGCACCAACAGAAGCGGAGCUUCUUGCAAAUUACCUCAUACAGCCAUCUCCUUUGACCGCUAUCGUCACACUCGAGCAAUUCAAAGCCCUCUUUCCCCGUCCACUACAAUCUUCACCUCAGGUUCGAUCACUCUUUCGAGAUCUACAAGCUCAACGCACGGAUCUUCUCGACCAAGUCGCCGAGAACAUCGCACAUGAAGCGAAACGAGGGAUCACAAUGCGGCGAGAAGUCGUGCGGGCUAAGCGCGAGGCAGAGCGAGAGGAUGUAGACGCCGAGAUUGAGAUGGAGCGAGCACUAUUUGGAGAUGCUUCUGGUGCAGCGACCGCCAAACAUACUCUCAACUCUGUUAUUCCAGAACUUGAGGGUGCCGCAGGUGCACUACAUGCCGAACUUGCACAUUUGAAAGAGGAAGAAGCAACCUUGCUAGACUCUGUACAACAGACUAUAGGAUCAUUGAGCGAUUUACGAUAUGGGAAAGUCGCCAAUGGCCGAAUAAGCGAGGGGGUUCUUGAUGGCCUCAAAAACGUAGAAGCAGCUUGCGAAAACAAAUCGUGA
Fusarium subglutinans is the source of this 558-nucleotide messenger RNA. RefSeq lists its product as uncharacterized. The record is from RefSeq and is a predicted model, not a curated record. Gene Ontology annotation, biological process: chromosome segregation. Gene Ontology annotation, cellular component: kinetochore; Mis6-Sim4 complex. The transcript has 2 exons. Bases 1 to 558 code for a protein of 185 amino acids. Lineage: Eukaryota; Fungi; Ascomycota; Sordariomycetes; Hypocreales; Nectriaceae.